AUGUUAUUUCGAGUUCUAUGUAUCUUUCUUCUGAUCUAUUGGUUAUCUGUGACUUGUAUCGUCUCGGGUGAAGUAACCUUCACUCGUAGAGAUAUAUAUCUCCCUUCUCGUUUCUUUUACUUUAAAGAUUCUCAGAACAUUCUUUUCUUAGACAACAAAAAUAAUGAUGUCUAUCGAUCUGAUCGAUCCAAACGGUUUGAUAAACAAGUCAUUGAUUGGAAGCGUGUUGAUGUUCCUGAAAAUCAAGCUUAUUCUUUGAUUCCGCAUCCCUUUGAUAAUAAUAAAGCUUAUAUUUUAACUAAAGGUACAACUCAUUAUAAAACGAAUGACCAAGGUCUUACCUGGGAAUCAUUUAGUGUUCCUUAUCAACCUUCAAGCAAGGGUGAAGUUCUUUCUUUCAAUGCAAAAAGAAUUAAUCAAAUAUUAUUUAGAGUAACAAAUUGCGAUAAAGAUUGCGUUGAUGAGGUUUACUACACCAAAGAUGAAUUUAAAACUACUGAUAAAAUAUCGGUAGAAAAUAUCGGAAAAUGUUUAUGGGGUGUUUCUACAAAAGAUUUUUCUGGUGCUCCUGAAAAUUCGAUUUUCUGUAUAAAUUCGGAAAAUAAAAUAAUCGAAUCUGAUGAUUUUUUCUCUAAUAAAAAGAUUGUAAAAUUUGGUGAUAAUGAAAUAACUGGUGUAAUGGGUCUUGCUCCUGUGAAUAAAUAUUUAGUUGCUGUUGUAUCAAAUAUAGACAAUUCUCAAUUGGAAUUAUAUGUAACAACUGAUGGUAAUGAAUGGAAACAAGCUCAAUUUCCUUAUGAAUCAAGGAUGCAUGAAGAAGAAACUUCUUAUACUAUUCUUGAAUCUCCUGUAAAUAAUUUGGUCAUUGAUGUCCUUUCUACUGGUUCUGCUAAUUCUGGAACUUUAUUCUCUUCAAAUUCGGACGGUUCUUAUUUUAUUAAUCGUUUAAAUCAUACAAAUAGAAAUAUUGAUGGUUUUGUCGAUUUUGAAAAAGAUCAAAGCGUCAAUGGUAUUCUGUUAGCAAAUAUUGUGCAUAAUUGGAAAGAGGUUGAUGAUGGAAGUGCAUUAAAAGAAUUAAAAUCAAUGAUAACUUUUGAUAAUGGUAUUUCUUGGAAUUAUAUAGAACCUCCUAAAAAAAAUUUAAAUAAUAAGAACUUUGAUUGUAAUAUAAAUGAUUGGAAAACUGGCGAAUGUUCUUUACAUCUUCAUUCUGUCACAACCGCUAAUUAUUUUGGUUUUGUAUAUUCUUCUCGAUCAACUGCUGGUUUUCUUAUGGGUGUUGGUAACGUUGGUUCACAUCUCUUGUCAUAUGAUGAUUGUGACACUUUUCUAUCAACUGACGGUGGAAUUACAUGGACUGUUGUUGCUCGUGGACCUCAUCAAUAUGAAUUCGGUGAUAUGGGCUCAUUAAUUGUUAUGAUAGAUGACAUAAAUCCUACUAAUUAUAUUUUAUAUAGCUCUGAUUAUGGACGUACAUGGGAAAAGCUUGUUUUGGAUGCUAAUAUUAAAGUGAAAUUGCUUACAUCGCAUCCUGAUUCAUCAUUCCAAGAAUUUAUUGUUAUAGGUUCAUUUGCUCGAGAUAAUGGUAGAACGCAUACAUAUAGUUAUCUCAUUGAUUUUAGCAAACUACACAAUAAACAAUGUACUAAGGGUGACUUUGAAGAAUGGACUGCAAGAAAAAUUGAUGGUAAAGAAUGUUUAAUGGGCUAUAAGACUACAUAUAGACGUCGAAAGGCUGAUGCUAAAUGUUAUGUCGGAGAUGAUGAUAAUCAUUCUCAUGAAAAAAAAGAGGAUAUUUGUGAUUGUACUGAUGAAGAUUUCGAAUGUGAUCAAAAUUUCAUUUAUGAUUCAAUUAUGAAAAAAUGUGUUGCAAAUGGUCCUGAGUCUGUGCCUCCGGGAACAUGUAAACAAGUGGGUGAUACUUAUAAAGGGUCUUCAGGAUAUCGAUUAAUUCCUGGAAAUAGAUGUAAACUAAAUAGUGAUACUGCAUGGAAGACUGAACCUGUUGAAAAGUCUUGCACUGAUUAUCAAUUGCCUUUUGGUGAGAUAUCUCAUAGUACACAUGAAAUUGAAUUUGAAGACUUUUAUUAUUUCAAAAAUUCAAAGGUUAUAUUGGCAAAAACGCUUCAGGGGAAUGUCUAUCGAAGUGAUGAUGAAGGCACUAAUUGGAAAAAUUUGGAGUUAGCAAAUGCAGGAAAAAUUAUUUUUAUAUUUAUGCAUGAUCAAAGUAGCGAUAAGGCAUAUUUAUUUUCAGAAUCUAACUUAUGGUAUACAGGAAAUCAGGGUGCUAGCUUCGAAAAGAUAGAACUGCCUCUACCUCCCAAUAAUCUUGGCCUUCCUCUCCUUGAUUUUCAUCCUACGGAAUUUGACUGGCUUUUAUAUAUGGGAGGCACUACUUGUCCAAAAUGCCAUACCGAAGUACAUUUUAGUGAUAAUAAUGGGAAAUCAUGGAAAAAGAUUGAUACUUGGGCGGAUAAGUGUAUAUUUGCACGAGAUAAAAAUUUUGAAAAGAGAGAUAAAAAGGACAUUUUUUGUUCAUCAUACAAACACAAGAAUGCUAAAGAACAAGAUGAAUUACAGGGCAGACCUACAAAUGAUAACCCCUUACAACUUGUAUUAAUAAAAGAUUUUGAUUUUACAAAAAAAGAAGUUUUAUUCGCUAAUGUUGUAGAAUUUUUUGUUUUUGAUGUGUAUAUGGCUGUUGCAACGGAAAAUCGUGGACAAUUAUAUCUGUAUACUUCAAUGAAUGAAGAAUAUGGUUCAUUGUUUAAAUCCGAAUCAGCUGGUGUAAAUUAUUCUUUAAUUCUGGAUGAUACCAAUCGUAAUACUGUGGGUAAUGUUGAUUUUGAAAAAGUCCAAGGCAUAGUUGAUGGCAUAAUAUUAGCCAACGUUGUUAAUAAUACCCAAAAAUUGAACGGAGAAGUGAAAGAAAUAAUUACCAAAAUUAGUUUUGAUGAUGGAUCUACAUGGGAACGAUUGAAAAUUGAAAAUUGUCGGGGGGAGAGGUGUUAUCUCAACUUGCAUGGUAGAACUACUAUUCAUAGACCAGGUGGAGUCUUCAGCUCAUCUUCUGCGAUUGGUCUCUUAAUGGGUGUUGGAAAUGUAGGCUCAAGUUUAAAACCAUACUCUGAAUCUGAUACAUUUAUGAGUCGUGACGCCGGGCGUACCUGGUCAAAAAUUCGUAAUGGCGAAAGCUUGUACGCAUUUGGUGACCAAGGUUCAAUUAUGGUAGUGGUCGAUGAUGAAACUUCAACUAAAUUAUUACUGUAUAGCUCGAAUUACGGGAAAUCGUGGAAUAGAUAUCAAUUCUCUGACACCCCUGUUCGCAUAACUCAAUUAACAACUGCAUCUAAUCAAUCUACUAUGAAAUUCAUCAUAAGAGGAAUAAACAAUAAUCAAAAAUGGGUUUUAAUUACUGUUGACUUUUCGUCAUUAUUGCCGAAAAAAUGUGAAAUAAUUAAUUCUGAUAGUAUUAAGAGCGAUUUUGAAGUAUUUGACCCGAUGGUCUAUUCUAAAAAUAAAUGCUUCUUGGGCGAAAAGGUGACUUAUUUACGUCGCAAAAUCGAUCGAAAAUGUAAAAUUCUUGAAGAUCUUCAGGAAUAUGAAAAGAAAGAAAAAUGUGAAUGUAAUGAAUACGAUUUUGAAUGUGAUGUUGGUUAUUGGCGCGAAGAUGGCAAAUGCAAAUUACUUGGAUAUGAUCAUCAACGCCCUGACGUGUGUGAUAACAAAUAUCUUGCCAAAUCUGGAUAUCGCAAGAUUUCUAAGUCAAAAUGUGAAGGAGGAAAAGAUCUAACGAAAGAUAUAUAUAAAAGCUGUAAUGAUACAGUUAAUAUUGAUAUUAUUACGAAUUUGACAUCCUUUGAUUCUCAAAUUACAGAUUACUUUUAUUUCAUAAAUUCAAACACAACUCUUAUUCGUGUAAAUAAACAAGUUUGGAAGAGUACCGACCAGGGAAAUUCUUGGGAACCCAUUGAUGGGCUUGACAAUGUUCUUGCAAUGAUCCAAAAUCCCUAUUUUAAUAAUUAUGCAUAUUUUAUAAAACUUUCUGACACUUUAUAUUAUACAACUGAUUCUGCUGAAACUAUCAAUACUAUGAGUUUAAAAUUAAAUCCUAAUGUUCUUGGUAUACCAGUUCUCGAUUUUCAUCCAAAAUAUCCUGAUAGGCUUAUUUAUACAGCAAGUGAAGGAUGUGAAAGUAUAUUCUCCACUAACUGCCACUCAGUUGCUUAUUAUACUAAAAAUCAUGGUAAACACUGGUCCGAGCUGGAUAAAUAUUCUAGAAUUUGCACAUGGGGACGUGAUAGCAAAUUUACUAUCGAUGUGAAUUUUAUAUUUUGUGAAUCUUAUCGUGAUAAAACUGGAUCACAAAGAUCAUUUUACAAUAAUCCACUUCAACUUUGGUCAACAAGAGAUUUUGGAGCAAAUAAACAUAUACUAUUUGAUAAUAUUAACGGAUUUAUUACAUUUGAGAAUUUUAUGGUAGUUGCAGAGUUAUUGUCUAAUCAUAAACUUCAACUUUGGGCUUCUAUGGAUGGAGAAAAAUUUGCAAAAACACAGUAUCCACCUUACAUGGAAGUGCAAGAUGCAUAUACAAUUUUAGAAUCUACUACUGGAUCAGUCAUACUACAUGCUACAACUUCCUCUCAAUAUCAUUGGGGAAAUAUAAUGAAAUCAAAUUACAAUGGAACUUAUUAUUCUCUUUCCCUAAAAAAUGUCAAUCGUGAUGUAAAAGGUUUUGUUGAUUUUGAAAAGAUGCGAGGAAUAGAAGGAAUCGCCUUAGCUAAUAUAGUCAGCAAUACUAAUGAAAUAAUCAUUGGUGGUUCGGUUAAAAAGCUUCAAUCAAGAAUUACAUUUAAUGAUGGUGGCACAUGGCAACCGUUAAAUCCACCAAAAGUUGAUUCAGACAAUAGGACGUAUGAUUGUAAUGGUUGCAAGUUACAUCUUCAUAGCUAUACUGAACGCAAAAAUCCUGGAGAUUCCUUUAGCUCCUCUUCAGCUGUAGGUUUGAUGAUUGGUGUAGGCAAUGUUGGUGAUCAUCUUACUCCUUACUUGGAUGGUAAUACUUUCUUGACCCGAGAUGCUGGUAUCACAUGGACAGAAGUUAGAAAAGGUGCAUAUAUGUACGAAUUUGGAGGUCAAGGUUCUGUUUUAGUUUUAGUAGAUGAUGAAGCACCCACCAAUCAUAUUUUAUAUUCUUUCAAUGAGGGUAAAUCAUGGCAAAAACAUUUGUUCACAAACAAACCUAUUAGAGUUCAUGAUAUUACAACACAUCCUAAUGGUACUCAAAAUAAAUUCCUUUUACGAGGACGUUAUCAAGGAAACUCAAAUAAUGAAGUGGUGGUUUAUCUCGACUUCACUCCCAAGUUGCUCAAUAAAUGUUUGCUGAAUAUCAAUAACCUUAAUGAAAGCGAUUUUGACUUAUGGAAACCUAAACAUCCAGAACAUUCAGGACAUCAACAUGAUUGCUUAUUCGGCCAUGUGGCGGAAUAUUACCGAAGAAACCUUAAACGUGAUUGUUAUAUUGGAGAAGAAUUCUCACAAUCAAAAGAAAUUCUGAAAAAUUGUAAAUGUGAUGAAUACGACUUUGAAUGUGACUUCAACUAUUUUCGAGAUAAAAAUAAAAAUAAUAGUUGCACAUUGGUUCCUGACACCUCACCUUUAAAAUUAACUAUUCAAGAAAUGUGCGCCAAUGGUGCGAAGGUUUGGUACAAUGGGUCUGGAUAUCGUAAAAUUCCUAUUUCGACAUGCUCUGGUGACGAAGAAGCUUUCUUAGGUAAAGCUAAUAUGUGCCCUAGUGUUGGUUCUUCUUCCAAUAAGUGGAUUACCAUAAUCAUAGUACUUAUUGUUCUCGGAGCUAUUAUCGCGUGUUGCAUGUAUAGGAGACGCAAUCGAUACUCAUAUUUAUCUCAGGGACGCAUCCGUCUCGGGGAUCCUACACAAUCAUUUUUAUCAAAUAUAUUUGAGUCAUUUUUGGACAUUGUUUCACAAAUCCUUUCAAAGAUUCCUUUACCAGGUUCGGGUUCGGGUAAUAGAUAUAGAUAUAGGCCCGUUCCUCAAGAUGAUCAUCAGGAAGUUUUGUUAAAUGAUUAUGAUAUUGAUAAUCAAGAGUUAUAA
Molecule: messenger RNA, 6114 nt
Organism: Dentiscutata erythropus
Lineage: Eukaryota; Fungi; Glomeromycota; Glomeromycetes; Diversisporales; Gigasporaceae
Source: the annotation of a GenBank genome assembly